This is a messenger RNA of Acanthoscelides obtectus, 946 nucleotides long. Lineage: Eukaryota; Metazoa; Arthropoda; Insecta; Coleoptera; Chrysomelidae. The record is from the annotation of a GenBank genome assembly.
AUGCUGCUCUCUAUUUUACAACUCGUACUAUUUUUCAACAGAGUUUCAAGUUUUCCAUUUUCUUUAUUCGACAGUUCUGAAGACGUACUCGGAGUAGAUUUAUCGUUUUUGGGAGAAAAAGCUUUUAAAAACCCAGACCCUGAAGUCGGAAAAAGGUUGGAAAACUGGAACGCCUCCAGUUCAGAAAAUCCAGAGGAGUUAGGCGAAUAUGCUCAAGGAGAUAUCCUUCUUCCGAAGGAACUCAAUAGAAAUGGUCUUAUCGGUAAUAGCUUUCGUUGGAAAGCGGGCGUUAUACCUUACGAAAUCGUUGGAUUCUUCCUACCAAGUCAACUUAGCGCUAUACAGGCUGCGAUGGAUCUUUAUCAUACUUACACGUGCGUCAGCUUCAAACAAAAAUCAUCUUCAGAUAAGGACUUUAUCUCAAUAUCCAACUCAGGAACCGGCUGCUGGUCCAGCGUUGGUAAAAAAGGCGGCAGGCAAGACGUGAAUCUACAAACCCCGGCGUGCACCACCAGAGUUGGUACCGUGGUGCAUGAAUUGAUGCAUGCAGCUGGAUUUUUGCACGAGCAAAGUCGGCCAGAAAGAGACGAUUAUAUCACAAUUGUGUGGCAGAAUAUUAAAGAAGGUGUCACGAAGACAAUUUUAAAAAAAGUGAAAAGUCUGAAGUUAACGCGUUUGGUGUAGAAUAUGACUACAAAUCUGUAAUGCACUAUUCAGAUAAGGCAUUUUCCAAGAAUGAUAAACCGACAAUCAUACCCAAACUUGAAACUAGAUUAGGACAGCGUGAAGGUUUCAGCAAAGGAGAUAUCGAAAAAAUAAACUCUAUGUAUGGAUGUCCAGAAAAAACAUCCAUUUGGACCGAAGAUAAAAUAUACUUAGCCGAAAAGAAACCUGAGAGUCCUCUAGAAUCUCUUUUAACUCUUCUGACUUCAAAAUAAACGAUAGA